Messenger RNA from Pelecanus crispus (Dalmatian pelican), 1255 nucleotides. NCBI's taxonomy places the organism in Eukaryota, Metazoa, Chordata, Aves, Pelecaniformes, Pelecanidae. The record is from RefSeq and is a predicted model, not a curated record.
UUAUGCAGAAGUUCGAGCUGAAAGAAGGCGAGAUCUUGGCCUUGAAGAGUCAUCAAUUGAAUUGGCAUCCUCUUCUCUAAAGAGCCACAGCAGCUACCUGGACGUGGGGCAGUGCGGCAGCAGCCAGGACGCCAGCCGGGAGGGAGUGUCGCAGUCGUCCCACAGCUCCCGGCGCUCCUCGCACACCGCCCUCUCCGACUCCGCAUCCACAUCAUCCACGCGACACACGGACGCCGGCACGCCCACCCGGCCGUCGGUGCCGGUGGGGCAGGCAGAGAAGGCAGCCCUACGGCUGGCAUCGGCUGGAAGCACUCAGGUCGUGUACCAUUUCCCGACCCAGCUGGGGAUGAUGCACCAGCUGAAAGAGCAGCUGGAGGCGAGGACACGCAUACUGCAAGCUGACAUUAAGACACAGCAAGAAGAGCUCCAUGUCAUCAAGGAGCAGCUCCAGCUAGUGCAGGACUCCAACCUGCAGAUGCUGAUGCAGCAGCCGAUCCCCGUUGUCUUUAACAACGUGCAGCACCCGAACCCCAGUAGGCCGCCGCCACCGGGGACGUCCAGGCAGACCACAGCCAAGAAGUCGCAGCAGCAAGGCCUUAUGGGGAUGAAGCACUACUGCGGCACCCGCCUGCCGUCACCGCGCCAAUUCCUCAGGGACCCCUGUGGCACGGCCACCCAGGCACAUCCCAUUACAGUGGCUGCACAGAUGCCGGCUGACGGCAGCGAAAGGCAACCACAAUCUGAAUACAGCCAGGACAGGAGCCUCAGGAUGCUGUUGGAUCAGUCUAUCCAAGCCAUGAUGCCCGCCGCCAAUGGCAGUGGCCAGUCUACGCAGAGCGGUGCCAGCAGGCAGCAAGGAAAAUUCGUUGCAGAGCAGCAGAUCUUGCCUCCCCCAAUACAGAUGCAACCGAUUACCUGUAGCACCGUCCGACCUCCAGCCCCGUCGCCCGUUUUCUCCCCAUCUCUGAUGAUCCCACACACCAGCUUCACAUCCCACCAGGCAAACACACCGGUUCAUCUCCACCAGUGGCCACAGCAACAGUUGGCCACAGCAACAGUUCAGCAGCACCGUCUCUACCUUCAGAUGCAAGCUCCUGAGCCGGUGCCUGGGGGUCCGACACAGCGCAUUUUCCAGCCCCCCCACACCCCGCAGCAGAACCCCCUGAGCUACUUCCUCCACCCGCAGCAGCAGAGCCGCCACGCACAGGGCCAGGCCUGCAACCUGCCGGACCUGCCCGAGAUGCAGCUGCCCUGA